Harpegnathos saltator (Jerdon's jumping ant) is the source of this 1894-nucleotide messenger RNA. RefSeq names its product RNA polymerase II-associated factor 1-like protein antimeros (gene atms). Gene Ontology annotation, biological process: transcription elongation by RNA polymerase II. The transcript is spliced from 9 exons. Gene Ontology annotation, molecular function: RNA polymerase II complex binding; chromatin binding. NCBI's taxonomy places the organism in Eukaryota, Metazoa, Arthropoda, Insecta, Hymenoptera, Formicidae. The record is from RefSeq and is a predicted model, not a curated record. The coding region runs from base 202 to 1794 and encodes 530 amino acids. Gene Ontology annotation, cellular component: Cdc73/Paf1 complex.
AGCAAUCCAGCACGAAAACAAGCACCGUGUGCCGCUGGCUUUAGCCGACUUCUCUUAAUUCCGAACACCGGUGUCGUCGUGCAUUUUCCCUUCGAAUGUUGGUAAUUUCUUCGUGCGCUUUCCCUUGAGGAUCUGUGACUGCCCACCAGCGGUUCGAGUGUAUGCAUUUCCCACUUCGGAUCGCCGUUUGAACAGUAUAAUAUGGCACCUACUAUCCAAACCAAUACCAAUCAGGCGGACAGGGAUAAACGUCCGGCUAGACCGGCAGAGAAGAGGUCCGAAUUAAUAUGUCGUGUUAAAUAUUGCAAUACACUUCCAGACAUUCCAUUUGAUCCGAAAUUUAUAACAUAUCCUUUUGAACCAUCCAGGUUUAUUCGUUAUAACCCAACAUCAUUAGAACGAAAUUACAAGUACGAAGUACUAACGGAACAUGAUUUGGGUGUUGAGAUCGAUCUAAUAAAUAAGGAUACAUAUGCAGGAGAUCCAAAUGCGCAGUUGGAUCCAGCAGAUGAAAAGCUGCUUGAAGAAGAUGUUCUGACACCACAGGAUUCCAAGAGAUCAAGACAUCAUGCUAGAAGCGUAUCGUGGCUUAGACGUACGGAAUAUAUUUCCACAGAAACCACAAGAUUUCAGCCACAGAGUGUGGACAAAGUUGAAGCUAAAGUUGGAUAUAGUAUCAAGAAGAACUUUAAGGAGGAAACAUUAUACAUGGAUCGCGAGAGUCAAAUAAAGGCUAUAGAGAAGACAUUUGAAGACAACAAGAAACCAAUUGAAAGACAUUAUAGCAAACCAAAUGUCAUACCUGUAGAGAUAUUGCCGAUAUAUCCAGACUUUAAGUUGUGGAAAUAUCCGUGUGCUCAGGUCAUAUUUGAUUCUGAUCCUGCACCUUCUGGCCGCUCUGUACCUGCACAGAUUGAAGAAAUGUCUCAAGCUAUGAUACGAGGUGUGAUGGACGAAAGUGGCGAACAGUUUGUGGCAUACUUUUUGCCACUGGAGGAAACAUUGGAUAAGCGCCGACGGGACUUUACCGCUGGUAUUGAUUACGCUGAUGAGGAGGAAUAUGAGUACAAAAUGGCCAGGGAAUACAAUUGGAAUGUCAAGAGCAAAGCCUCCAAGGGAUACGAAGAGAAUUAUUUCCUCGUGAUGAGACAAGAUGGGGUCUACUACAACGAGCUGGAGACGCGCGUGCGGCUGAGUAAACGUCGUCAGAAAGCCGGGCAGCAGCCAAAUAACACGCGCCUGAUAGUGCGUCAUCGACCGUUAAAUGCUCUCGAAUUCAGAAUGCAAAGGUAUCGAGAGAAGCAAUUGGAGCCACCAGGAGAGGAUGACGAAGAUGAAGAGGAAGAAGAGGAGGAGCAGGAAACUCUGGAGAAAGCCGACAGGAAAGGUUCCGAAGGAGAGAACGAAGCGGGCUCCCGUGCGUCGUCAAGAGCGUCCUCACGGGUUUCCAGCAGGAAAUCGCGAUCUCGCUCGAAAUCCGCAUCGAGAUCCAAAUCUCGCUCACGUUCACCGUCCAAGUCUCGAUCGCGUUCACGAUCGCGCUCCGCGUCGCAUUCGCCGUCAAGAUCGCGAUCGAGGUCUGGUAGUCCUCAGUCGAGGAACUCGUCCAGAUCAAGAUCACGAUCACGAUCACGAUCACGAUCACGAUCACGAUCCAAGUCUGCAUCGAGGUCGCGCUCCGCAUCCCCCGCCAAAUCACCGUCAUCAAGUUCCAAGUCUAGAUCGAGAUCUGUUAGCGGUAGUGGCAGCGGUACCGGCAGCGCAAGCGGCGAAAGCGGUUCCGAAAGCGAGUGAAUCGAUUCUGGAUGAUGUAUAUACGUACAAUUUUUACAGAGUGACGAGUGAGAGACGAAUUUUCAGCAUUAGAUAAGAGAAAUAAAAAGAACAAUAAAUA